Molecule: messenger RNA, 1579 nt
Organism: Amphibalanus amphitrite
Lineage: Eukaryota; Metazoa; Arthropoda; Thecostraca; Balanomorpha; Balanidae
Product: N-alpha-acetyltransferase 80-like
Exons: 6
Coding region: 281-955 (224 amino acids)
Biological process (GO): protein acetylation
Cellular component (GO): cytoplasm
Molecular function (GO): acetyl-CoA binding; N-acetyltransferase activity
Source: RefSeq, a predicted model, not a curated record
UUUUGAUGUAAUGGCGUGAUAAUAAAAUUUGUUUUUUAUUAAGUUUUUACGAAUAUAACUUCAUUAAUGUUGAGGCCAAGUUAAGACGCUAACAAUGAUCAGUACAAAGGGUAGGAUGCUGGCAAUUCGUAGUCGUACCCUAUUUGCAAUUAUAACUCACAGCGAAUUUUUUUGUCACGUUUUUGUGAAACCUAACUUUUGGUAGGGUGUCUUGCCGGUGUUUUUGUUAAUUGAGACUUUGCUCCACUAUCAAGGCCAUUGAUAUAUAGAAGUGCAUACAAUGGGGUCUUCAAACACAAGUCACUGUGAAGAUUACACUGUAUUGCCAGUUCACCAGCAUGGUUCUCUUAUGGGAAAUGUUUGUGUACUCCUCAAUGAAGAGUGGCCCAGGAGUACUACAGCCAGGAUGCGGACUCUGCAGGCCUCUUGUGAGGAGUUCCCUGCCUGCCUGGCGCUGGUGGAACAGUCUCGACCCGACACGGUCGUCGGCCACGCCAAGCUGUCUCCAGUGCCGGACCGGGACGACGCUCUGUUUGUCGAGUCUGUGGUUAUAUCGCCAAAACUACGGGGCAGAGGCCUAGGCAGGCAUCUGAUGCAGCUAGCAGAAGAGUAUGCUGCCAGCCGCGGCUGCCGUCAGCUCUACCUGAGCACACACGACAAGCAGCGGUUCUACGCGCGGCUGGGCUACACUCCGUGCGCGCCGGUGGCCACGUUCGGAGGCAGUCGGCGACUGCUGAAGACAGCCGAGGCAGGCUCACCGCGUAUCACCAGUCCUACCACUGACCGAACUGCAGCGAGCGGACCGCCCACCGCCCCUGCACCGCCUCCGCCACCGCCAGCGGGGGGCGGUGGCCCACCUCCACCCCCACCGCCCCCACCGCCCGCACCGACCGGUAAGCGACCAGCGCAGGACCAACCCAAGAAGGAGUUCAUGAUGAAAAUGCUGGCGGAUUGAUGCUGGGAUGCCGCGACUAGGUAAUUCGGAGGGAAGACGUCUUCCCAUAACUCAUAGGUUGUUCCUACUGUUGUCUGUUAUUGGACUGAGUGUUACCCCUCGUGCGCUUUCAGAGGGUGCCUUUUUAGGUGCGCCUGUGCGUUUUUACGGUGUAAUUAUGUGAAGUUGAAUCACGUAACAUUCGUUAUUUGGGUAAUUUAUGAAUCUGGAUUAAUAAGAGAUGCUAACAGCAUAUCGUGCUUGGCAUUUAAAUUCUCUUCAAUGAUAGUACACUAAAUUGUCUUUGCAAUUUACAACAGGAAGGCAGGGAAACUAUUAUUCAUGGCUGGUGUGGUCCUCCGCUGUGGUCUGUUACGUAAAUGUGCCACUUGGACUGUGAAGUGUGCAGUGCCAAAUUAUUACUAAGGCCGGAGUCGUUUAAGCGUUUUUAUAUUUUACUGUUUUGCAUUGCUCAAUGUCCCACUUUUCUACUCAUUUUUAUGUGUGUUAUACUAGUCGUGUCCAUUUCUAGUCGCCCUAACUAGGCCAAUAGUCAGGUCAGUCAGCAAGCAAAUGGGUUGCUAAUCCCCUUUAUAGUCAUUGUUUUUAACGACCAGAUUUCAAUACAAAUUCUGCGAAAAUGGU